UACGGUCCCACGCAAUUGCAACCACAACAUUUUGGAUUUUAUUUUCUGUGUGUUUUUCCAAAAUUUCCGCCGAUUCCAGCUCUGAGCUUUUGUGGUUUUCCCGAAAAUUGUGUGCAUCUCCAUGUGAAUGCAACAAGGCGCGAUAGAAAUCACUGGAAUUUGAUGCCCUACCACAGGCAUGGCGGUCAAGGUGCAAUUCGAAAUUGGCCACACGUCGAAGCUGCGCAGCAAGAAGACCCCGCAGGGGUUCACCCACGACUGGGAGAUCUACGUGCAGGGCGUCAACAAGGCGGACAUCAGUGCCUUCGUCGAAAAGGUGGUCUUUGUGCUGCACGAAUCGUUCCUCAAGCCCAAAAGAGUGGUCAAGGAGCCGCCGUAUGCCAUACAGGAGUCGGGCUACGCCGGCUUUCUGCUGCCCGUGGAGAUCUACUUCCGCAACCGCGACGAGCCCAAGCGCAUUAUCUACCAGUACGACCUGGUGCUGCAGUCCACGGGUCCGCCGCAGCACCACGUCGAGGUGAAGACGCACAUCUUCGAAGCCCCGUCGGAGGAGUUCCGAGCGAAGAUGAUGCGCGGCGGUGGAGUCCCUGUAUUUGGGGCCAACAUCGGUGCCAGCAGCCUCACCCGAACGCUUUCCCCCAGUGUUGGCAGCGGCGAAACGCCGCCCAACAGUGAGAUGGCUGUGGUCAAAGCCAAAGGCGUGCCCGGCACCAUCUCGAUGAACGUUGAUCUCGGCACCGGCAAGAAGCACAAGUCGCGCAACGAGGAUCCCGGCAAGAGCAAUGCCUUCUCCGCCCUCUUUGGCCCGCCCAUCACAAAGGGCAGCGCCACGACGAACAACCUGGCCUUGGUACCCGCCUCCAAGCACUCGCCAGACACCAAGACCGUGGCCGUCAGCGGCAAGGGCAGCUCCCACGAGGGCAGGGAGAAGACAAACAAGGAUCGAGACAAGUCGAGCAGUGGGGACAAGCCGCGGGAAAAGGACAAGAAGGAUCGCCAUGGUCGCGACAAGGACCGUAAGUCUAGCAAGUCCGGCGACGGAAAGCAUGAGCGGGACAAGGAGAAAUCGAAGAAGGACAAGACACGCGACAAAGAUCGUGAGCGCGAACAAAGCUCAGGCAACACGUCAUCCGCCGGCGGGCUUACAGUAGCAGCGUCUACCGCUGCGGUGGCCGCUGGGGCGCUGGUUAAACACACGGCGAGCCCCAAGCCUGGCAAGCCAAACGAAAUGGGUGCGCCCAGUCCCAAGAAGACUGCAAAUGAUGCGACUGCCAGUGCGGCCGCACCUGCUUCGCGUUCCAAAGAGCGCGAUGAGCACAAGUCGGGCAAGUCCGAUACCAAGGACAAGGAGCGCAGCUCCAGUAAAAAGUCCAAGAAGGAAAAGAAGGACAAGGACAAAGAGCGCGACCGGGACAAGGAAAAGCAGCGCGAUGAGAGCAAAGACAAGCGAAUGCCCAAGGAGGAGCGUUCAGGCCAGAGUGACAGUCCGGCAGCCGGAAACGCUCCACCUGCCCAGCAGCUGCAGCAAUCCCAAGGGGCCAGUACGGGUAAGGCCACGCCCACAUCCGUGGGCAGCAACAGCAGCAGCAGCGUGGUCUCCAACAGCGGCAAGCAGAAGGAAGAGGGCACGAGUAAGCAUAGCGAGAAGACCACAGAACCCAAGGCGGACAAGGGCACGAGCAAUGGCAGUGCGGCUGAAUCCAAGAAGUCCCACAAACACAAGAAGAAGGACAAAAGUAAGGACAAGGAAAAGGAACGCAGCGAUCGCGACAAGGACAAGGACAAGGAGCGCGACAAGGAGAAGCCGAAGGAAAGAGAAAAAGACAAGCAGUCGGUGCCCAGUGUAGAAAAGCAAUCAGGCGCGGAGCCAUCGCCCAAAACAGCGGGCGCCAGUCCAGCCACCGAGGGAGGAGCGGCGGACAAGCCGGCAGUUAGUAGCAGUAGUGGUAGCAAGAAGGACAAGCACAAAAAGUCAAAGGAGAAGUCCUCCGGCAAGGACGAGAAGCGUCAGCGGGAGACCGGCGACAAGCAAGCCGAUGCAAAGCACACGGGAAAACAGCAGCAGCAGUCACAGCCGCAGGCGAGUCAGAACAAGGCUCCCAGCAACCUGGAUCUUAGCGACGUGGACUCGGCCCAGUCGGCGCCGGAUCUGGCUGCCACCAACGCUUUGGCUGCAGCAGCGGCAGCCACUCUCCAGCAUUCUGACAGCUCCAACAGCAGCUUUCCGGACUUACCCGCCCGGAGCAGCAGCCAACAAAAGCCAACUAAGGGGAGUGCGGGUUCUGGCAAGGAGGCGAAGCCUGCCGGCAAGGAACACAAGGGCAAGUCCAAGCAGAACGACAAGAACAGCGAUAAAAACAGUGAAAAGUCGGAGAAAGCCGAAAAAACUCCAGAUGCCAAGACGGACAAAUCGGAGAAGGCGGAAAAGGAUGAAAAGAAGCGCAAUCGGCGGAACUCGCAGAACAGUAACAGUGGAGGAGCGGCCGGUGGCUUUAUAGAGCCCCCGGUAAAGGCCUCCAAAAAGGAUCAAAACAAGGCACCGCGCGAGAAAUCCAAGUCGCCGUCGUUGCGUCCAGCCCGGGAUACCAACUCCACGGGGUCAGGAGCCGCGGCGCCCAAUGCCGGAUCCGGGUUCCUGCCACCGCCAUCGUCUUCGCCCAGCAACAAUCAUGCCGCCGCCGUAACGCCAGCUAGCUUAAACAAUAACAAUAUCAACGCCAACAGCAACAGCAGCCAUUCGCCCGCUGAUAUGACGACGCCCGGACAACUGCAACUGCCAACGGAGUAUUUAAGUGAGCUGCAGGAGCUGCACCACAAGAUCAUGACGCUGCAGGACAACGAGGAGCUGCAGCACGUGGUGGAGAUGAUCGCGGCCACCGGCUGCUACGAGCUCACGCACAAGACGUUCGACUUCGACCUGUGCAAGCUGGACCGCAGCACCGUGCAACGUCUGCAGGAGUUUCUGGCCACGUCGGUGUCGUGACACUCCCUGACCCCCGCGACCGGCCCGGCUCUCUACAGCUAGACGAUGCACAACCCCUCAUGCACAUAACCAAAUCAUUAAGCUUAAAGUUAACGUUGUAAGCCAAAUGCGAAUUAACUUGGCUCGCACACAGCCUCAAUUCCCCUUGCCUAGAUCCUAAGUUGUUAGCCCGAAGGGCACACAAGACCCGAACGAUUUCGCUUUUGAAAGUACUGAAAUCGCCCCUUAGUUUUUGAGACUCAUUUGAUUUAAGAUCUAUUUUAUAUGUUUCGGAAUCCUAUUCGUUUGUAACUCGAUGAUUUUAAUACUGUUCGCAUUUUUAACGGUCGCUCAUAAAUUAAAUAAUUUUACUUUAAUGGUUACACUUGCUUACACCAAGAGUGUACUCCUUUUAAAACCCGUUUCCAAGUCUAGUUUGCGCUAGUUGAACUCUUAAGAGAUAAGAGUCAGAUGACCCUAUUUUUUACUAAAGUUUUUAAAAGUGCUCACCAAAAGGGCGAAGUUUGUAAACUAGUGUUAAACUUGCGAAUAAAUUACCACUUUUGUACGACAUUACGUA
Drosophila biarmipes is the source of this 3542-nucleotide messenger RNA. It is a transcript of the gene ear, whose product is annotated as protein ENL. The record is from RefSeq and is a predicted model, not a curated record. Gene Ontology annotation, biological process: regulation of DNA-templated transcription. The transcript has 3 exons. Gene Ontology annotation, cellular component: super elongation complex. Lineage: Eukaryota; Metazoa; Arthropoda; Insecta; Diptera; Drosophilidae. Bases 179 to 2983 code for a protein of 934 amino acids.